AUGUCCAAAUUGAACUUAAUAAUAUUCUUGUUCCUAUUUAUACAACAAAGUCAAUCAAAACAAGUUUCACAAUAUGGAAAGAGUUUUGUUUUAGUUGGAGGAGGUUUAUCCGAAAAUAACACAGUCAUUUAUAGACAGAUUAUUGAUAUGGCGGGAGGACAGAAUACAGCACGCAUUGGAAUUAUUGCAGCUGCUUCAGCCGAUCCGUUGGAUUCAUUCGGAUACUAUAAGACAGUUUUCCUAAAUUAUGGAGCAGAAGAAGUCAAUUUUAUUCCUGUCCACCUUGCUAAUAAAUCAGCAAAUAGUGACCCAGUUGUGGUCCAGCUUAUUAAACAGCAAACAGGGUUCUUCUUUAGUGGUGGUGAUCAAGCCAGAAUCAUAGAAUCAUUUUUUGAUAAUGGACAUACGUUAUCUCCAGCAAUGAGAGCAAUCAUAGAACAAAACAAUAUAGGUGUGGUUGUAGCUGGGUCAAGUGCCGGUACAGCUUGUCAGCCGUCGGCUGUGAUGGUCGAAGGUGGUGUUAGUUAUGAUGCCUUGCGUUACGGUGCUCACACAUCUUCAAGUCAUUCUGACGAUCUAGUAUACAAUCAACACGGGGGUACUGGUUUAUUUGAUGGAUAUAUUCUGGAUACUCAUUUUGGUAACAGAGGCAGAGAAGGUCGGUUAAUCCGCUUAUUGUCGGACACUCGACACCUCUCUAAUGGUGUUGAUUAUGGAAUAGGCGUAGAUGAAAAUACAGCAUUGGUCAUAACACAUGCUGGCACUUCUACAGCUACAGGCCACGUACUUGGUGAAUCUGGUGUAACGAUUAUUGAUGUUUCUAAAUCUCAAACAGAACCACAAGAUGGUGAUUUUAACAUAAGAGAUGUAUACAUUACUUUUCUCACCAGGGGAGAUGAAAUAGACCUAAACACUCACGCGGUCAAAUUUUCUUCAUCAAAAACGAAACUUGGAGGACACGAACAAUACGACAGAGCUUUAACUUCCAGUGAUAUUUUCUACGGAUUAAGAAGAAACGAACAUAAAUCUGAAUUUCUUCGAGUAGCAGCGAGUGUAUUUGAUGCCACAUUGGACAGGAGUAGUUAUGGUGUGACGUACGAGACAUCUCCACGUUUCACUGUAAGAAUGUCUAAAACUGGCAGUAACUGUGAAGGAUGGGUAGAAAGGCAUUCAAGUUUUCAAACCGAUUUACACUCUUACAAAAAUAUGUAUGUGGAAAUUACUACGGAUUGAUAGUUUGA
Patella vulgata (common limpet) is the source of this 1241-nucleotide messenger RNA. RefSeq names its product cyanophycinase. NCBI's taxonomy places the organism in Eukaryota, Metazoa, Mollusca, Gastropoda, Patellidae. Gene Ontology annotation, biological process: proteolysis. The record is from RefSeq and is a predicted model, not a curated record. The transcript is spliced from 6 exons. The coding region runs from base 1 to 1233 and encodes 410 amino acids. Gene Ontology annotation, molecular function: serine-type peptidase activity.